UCUCGGCCAUCCUCGGUAGGUCGGGUUCCAGCUGCUGUGACCUGGUGGGCUAGUAGCAGUUGUGGUCCUUCUAGCUCUCCCCGCUCAUCCCCUCCCUACCUAAGUUACGUGGUAGAACCAUGGCUACAUGGCUACAGUUGGUAGCAGCUAGUCUAUCUCCCGGUGUCAAUGGUUGCGGGGUUGGACCUGGAGUUGGGCAAGCGGAGGGGCCAAGAGCGCCAACGCCCGCUACACCCCGGACAAGGGCAAGACACCAGGAAGACGCCGGCUCGGCCACGAGCUUGGAUUUUGCAAGGGACCAGAAGCAAGCGAUUCAUCCGAGUCAAGCCAGGGCCAUGGGAUGGGAUCUGCUGGCCGUGUUGGAAGUUGGAACCCCGUCACUCACUCACUCACUUCCGCGCCCGCUCCAUUCCUCGGUCCACCGGGCGAUAGUUGCCCUAGGCAUCUUGCGUUGAUCUCUGGGCAUGACGAUACGAUACGACGCGGCACGAUACUACGCAGCACGACACGACACGAUGGACGAUGCGAUAGGUAGCUUCCUCGAGGAGGUCCGAGACCCGACAGCAGCUGCGGCAAACAACACCCUGACG
Ilyonectria robusta is the source of this 590-nucleotide messenger RNA. RefSeq lists its product as uncharacterized. The record is from RefSeq and is a predicted model, not a curated record. Bases 120 to 455 code for a protein of 111 amino acids. Lineage: Eukaryota; Fungi; Ascomycota; Sordariomycetes; Hypocreales; Nectriaceae. The transcript is spliced from 2 exons.